Messenger RNA from Aspergillus versicolor CBS 583.65, 1113 nucleotides. Its product is annotated as cytochrome and DOMON domain-containing protein. The transcript has a single exon. The annotation marks the transcript as partial. The record is from RefSeq and is a predicted model, not a curated record. Lineage: Eukaryota; Fungi; Ascomycota; Eurotiomycetes; Eurotiales; Aspergillaceae.
CUUCUGCAGCUCAGCACUGCGCUUGCCCAAUUGCAGCUUCUUACUCCACCAGGGCAAGGUGAAAUCAGCUACAGCGUUAAUAUCCCUCAAUCCACCGGCAACUCUGAAUCGGGUCCUAUUUUCAUUCAAAUAAAGUCUACGAAGCAGGUUCAAUGGCUGGCUCUCGGACAAGGCGCCAUGAUGCAGGGGGCAAAUAUAUUCAUUGUAUAUGGCUCUGGGAACAAUGUAACCGUCUCGCCUCGCCUGGCGAAGCAGGAGCACGUCGAGCCUGUUUACAACCCGCAGGCUCAGAUAUCAAUUCUCGACGGCAGUGGGAUCCAAGACGGGAUCCUGACGGCCAAUAUCCGGUGUGAUAGCUGUGUGACCUGGCCUGGUGGUCAUGCAGAUGUGACGAGCUCAUCAAGCCCAUGGAUAUGGGCUGUCAAAAAUGGACCGUUCCUUGAUUCUGAUGAUACCUCUGAAAAUCUUCCCAUGCAUGACUUUUACGGCACUGCAACUCUCGACUUGAAGCAGGCCACUGGUGGCAGCUCUGGAAAUCCAUUUCUAGGGGACUCUGGCACGUCUACAACUGCACAGACUGCCACAACCGUCGACCUGCAAUCAGUCUCGCGGAAAAGAAUUGCCCACGCAGUCAUCAUGAUAGUCGCCUUUGUUGUUUUGCUGCCGCUCUUUGCUCUGGCAGUUCCGGUGGUUCCAUCACCUCAAAUAGUCUCUAUCCACGCCUGUUUGCAACUUUGCACUCUUGCGUUGACAGUCGCGGGACUUGGAAUCGAUAUCUCCAUGGCGAAAGACCUACAGCUGAUAGGCUUUUACCAUCCGAUCAUUGGAAUUACAACAGUAUCAUGCUUGAUCCUGUUUCAGCCAGCAAUGGGGCUCGCUCAGCAUCUUUACUUUCGCCGUACUGGCAAGAAAAGCAUCGCGAGUUAUAUCCAUAGGUGGUUUGGGCGGACUCUGAUUACUCUUGGCAUGAUCAAUGCUGGUCUCGGAUUCCGCUUGGCUGGCAUUGGACUGUCCAUUGCACCUGUUGGUGCAGUUAUUGCGUACUCGGUUGUUGCUGGUUUGGUCUGGGUCAGCUAUGCGUUGAUCAUCAGUUGGCUUUACUGCAGAAGGCGA